UUCGCGCAUCGAUUGGGGUUUUGAGGUCUUCGUGCGCGGCGCAAAGUCUUUGAGGUUGGAAGGGGUUAUUCACACUCGAAAUGCACGCGAAGAUCGUGAUAUUGCAGGUAGGGGAGAUCAAACUAUACCUAAUGAACCCCUCCUUCGCACUUAAGCCCAGUCGGUGCCCUUCGCCUCGCCCCUCAACGCCCCCUCGUGCCCUUCGCACCAGAUCCCAUUCCCCUUGCGUGAAGGUGAAUCUCACCCGCAACAAGCCUCCCCACCCCCAACUCAGCGACACUGCACCCCUCCACCGCCGUGCGCACCCUUCAGACAACCCGCGCGCACCCAGCGGCGGGUUGAAGGGACCCCCUUCCCGUACUCGCACCCUUCCCCCUUACAUCCUGCACCCGCGCGACAGAAGAAGGCACACCUUCGGUGCGCUUACCUCCACAAAAUCACUCUCCGCGUGCUUGAGACGGUGCUCCCUUAGGUCGACGAGGGGGGCUGGGUCAGCCUACCCCCUCUCCAUGUCGGUAAGCGCCCCAUCCGCCCACGCCACGCACCCCCCUCUUGCACUCCUCCCCCAGGCCCUUCUCCUCAUCGACCCAACAAGACCCCUCCCGCGAAAAUGGCGGCGCACCCUUCCGGGCGUAGGUGCGGAAGUUGGGGGCAAUGUCAAUUUCAAUGGCGCGCACACGAUCUCUGCCAAUUUGUGAGCAAAUUCCGCACCUCGCGCUCGAACUGGCACCUUUCCGCGCAGGAAAACGGCCCCCUCCCCCACUCGAGGCACCCCUCAUCUUCUGGCGCACCUCCCUCGACCCGUGCCACACCCCCUACCUGGCUCCCCCGACCUGUCUCAUUGACUUGAAAGGCCCCCCUUCCCUGCGUACCUCCCCUUCUCAUCCCCCCUCCACCGAAACCACACUCGCACAAAAAAGCGCACCUUUUCUCAAGGUGCGAGUACCCCCGCCCCCACGCCUACCCACCGAAAUUGGAGGCGCCGUCGAUUUUGACGGCGCGUGGACAAAUCUGCGUAU
Molecule: messenger RNA, 1019 nt
Organism: Schizophyllum commune H4-8
Lineage: Eukaryota; Fungi; Basidiomycota; Agaricomycetes; Agaricales; Schizophyllaceae
Exons: 1
Coding region: 81-698 (205 amino acids)
Source: RefSeq, a predicted model, not a curated record